AACACCAAAACCAUUCAACCUGUAUUCAGAAAACCGUGGAUGGGAUCAGGUCUCUCUCACAACCACCGGAGCAGCGUCGCGCCCCAGCAGCAGCCGUCGUCGGCCCGCGUCAUCGCCGCCGACGGCUCGCUGACGGAGUUCGCCGCCUCCUCGCCUGUCAGCGUCUCCGACGUCCUCCGCGCAGGCAAUGCGGGCGACUCGUUCUUCCUGUGCAGCUCCGACGCGCUCUACUUCGACGAGGACGUGCCGGCGCUCGGCGGCGGCGAGCUGCUCCGUCCCGGCCAGAUAUACUUCGUGCUCCCCCAGGCGAUGCUCGGGCGGCCCCUCUCGAGCGCCGACAUGGCGGCCAUGGCGGUGCGGGCUAGCGAGGCGCUGGCGACUAGAGCGCGGCCGCGUGGGCGCGGCGCCGGCAUCAGGAAGGUGCGCGUCACGCCGGUGCACGCCGAGGGCAGGCGUGGCGACGUGGACGCACAGGUCAACGCGAAGCUGAACGAGAGGACCCUUGGGGAGUACUCUGCGACGGCCUCGGGUGGUCCGGCGUGGAUCGGCAAGAAGGCUGCCGUGGCUGCGUUUCCGCCGGCGAGGAAGGCCCUCAAGCCGCUCAGCACCAUCCAAGAAGAUGCGGAGUGACGCAAUGCUCAUAAGAAAAAAAGGCAGGCGACGCCGAGUGAUAAAAUGGAAGGAAAUCAUAAGAUUUUGUGAUAAGGAUUAAUUUUUUCUGUACUAUUGUUUUCGCAUUAACCAUUUUUUGGAACAGUGGUGUUGGUGAGGAAAAUUCAAAAAAGGUAGAUAGGGAUGUCGUUUGGUUGAUUUGCCAUUGUACAUGUACUAGUAUUUGGUAACAAAGGGAAUUGAAAUGUGGUCCCAUA
Molecule: messenger RNA, 869 nt
Organism: Triticum aestivum (bread wheat)
Lineage: Eukaryota; Viridiplantae; Streptophyta; Magnoliopsida; Poales; Poaceae
Exons: 1
Coding region: 40-630 (196 amino acids)
Source: RefSeq, a predicted model, not a curated record